UUUCAGUCUUUUGUUGUGUUCUAAAAGUUUUAAAAAUUUUAAAACAAAAUGAAUCCCUGAUAAAAUGGUUUCAAAAUGAAUCUCCCGUCAUUAUCGUUUUUGUUUUUUUCCCAUACUAAACCAAAAUUGUGGCAAAUAUGCAAGCCGAGCAGAAAGAUUUGAUAGUAAAACACUGGACCUCUUUAACUGAGCUUACCGAAGUGCAAUCUUUAGCAUAUCUUCUUGUAGACAAGAAGUUAUUCACUGGAAGAGAGGUAAACAAUAUCUUUUCCACCCCUGAUGAGCGCCAAAAUAAGGAGAGGUUCUUCAAUGAGUUGCAAGACAAAGAAGAAGCUGCUUUCGAUGUUUUGGUACAAUGGUUGAGAACAACUGGCCAUAAUAGGCUUGCACGUAAACUUGCAGCCGAACAACAUGGAAUUACUCCAUUCAAAGAACCAGACAACGAAGAGGACCAAAACGAAGAUGAUGAUGACGAUUUCACUUCUUCAAUCGAAGCAGAAUUGCCAUUUACUGUUAAUGAGAGUAGAGAUCCCUUGAAAAUCAACGUACAAUUAUCUAACGAGUUUCUUGAUACGCAACAACGCAAUCCACACGUACCAUUUUAUAGUAGCAGAUCUAAAAACAGGGGACGAGUUUUAAUUAUCAAUAAUUAUGAUUUUGCCAGUCUAAAUCAUAAAACUCGUACUGGAGCCAAAGUUGAUGAGGACAAUUUGAAGAAACUUUUCGAACAAAUGGGAGGAUGGGUCGUUAAAAUCAAGGCAAACAAAACAGUAGAUGAAAUAAAAGAGAUUCUCAAAUCUUUCACCAAAGCAAAAAGAGAAAAACGUUGCGAUACUUGUUUUGUUUUCAUUAUGAGUCACGGUUCAGAAAAAUUAAAUCAAACGAUCAUAUAUGGCACGGAUGGAAGAUAUUUAACCACUGAUGAAGUACAAAGCUACUUUGCCAAUGAAAAAUGUCCUUUGUUUCGUGGAAAACCAAAAGUGUUCAUCUAUCAAGUGUGCAGAGGAAAUGAAUUGGAUUUACCAAAAACUGUACAAAGUACUGAAUUUGACGGGAAACCACGAGGCAAACCAGUACUCUCGCCAGUAGUUCAUACUGAGGCCAACAAACCACAAACAAUGAGCAUGUUCAGGCCAGUAGAUGACAUGCUUAUAGGCUAUGCUACAAUGCAAGGUUCCAAAGCUCAUAGGGACCCUUUCCGAGGCACCUGGUACAUUGAAUUGAUUUGUAAAUACUUCAUGGAAUUAGCAAAAUAUGAAUCAGUUGAUCAUCUUUUGGUUAAAGUCGAUGAGGGUCUGAGAAAAAGACGGUCUGAAAUGGGGUCAGUCCAAACUGCUGAGCAUAUAUCCAAAGGUUUUUGGAAAUUGUACCUAAAUCCUGGAAUUUAUGAAGAGAAUGGUAGAUUGGAGAGGUAUGAAUCUAAUCGUAAUGACUUUUAAAUGUGAUAUUUUUUUUUAAUGGAUUUACAGCAAUUUAUAUUUUUGUUGUGAUGUUGGAAAUAUACAUCAGCACAAGAGGAGAAUUUAUUAAAAAAAAAAAUAUUAUCCAUGGCAAAAAAUAAUAAUACUUCUGUGUUGAUGUAUAUAAAUAUAUUUUUUAAAAGCAUCUCAUUUUUGGCAGGAUUUUGUCGUGUAGAAUAAUUUGAGUGUCCAAACUAUUUGUACAAACACUGCCUAAAAAGUUCCAAAAUGUACAUAAAAAUAGUAUUUUAUAAAAUAAUCAGCUUGAUAGGCAACAUUUUUUAGAUUUCAUGCAUUUUGUUUUAUUAAUAUUGGAAUUAUUUGGACGUUGUCUACAUAUUUCAUACAUCACAUGACAUUAAUAUAGUCAAACUCAGAUACAAUGAACCAUUAAGGGUGAACAGAAACAAAUCUUGAGGAAGAAAAUAGAAAUCGUCCAAUCCAAAAUUUUCCUGAGUAUGAGAAAUCGAAAAUUUUUGCCUGAUACAUUCCAUUUCAUUAUAAUCUAACAAAGUCUUCAUUAUAUUUGUUCCAUGCAGAACUACAGUUUUUGUUUCCAAAUAUGCAGUGUUGAUGGUUUAAUUUGAGUUUGACUGUAUAUGUAAGUGUAAAAAUUGUCUUCAAUUGUCUUAUUUCAAGUUCAUAUUUUCCUCCAAAUACAUACUGCAAGACAAAUAAUUUAGCUUCUCAUUUUUAGAACAAAAAUACAAGUCAGUAUUUUUGAUUCUUCAAAUAGGAGCUGAAAAUGUCCUUGUUAGCUACAGUGGGAAUUCAUAUCUUUGGCCUUGUACCAAAACAUUGAUAUUCUAAUUGUUGUUUAUUUACCUAAUUCAAUAAAGCAUUUAUCUUUUUAGGUCAAUUACUAUAUGUUUUUCUUUAAUAUUUGGCGUCAAAGUCAAGUUUUCUAAGUUUAGGCAAUCUCCCAUUCAAAAUGGCACUUUUUAUCUAUAGAUUGCGUUUGUAUAAUUUAUGUUGUCUAUCAAUCUGCAAACAAUGUUUUUAAAAAAAUCGUGUUUGUCUAUAUUACCUAUUAUACACUUAUAUACAAUUUUGUACUGUUCUUUUUUGACUAAUUUACCUGAUUACGCAUAAAAAGACGAUAUACCUACAAUAUUUUUUUACAUUAUCCAUAUUUUUCUCAAAGAAGUAAACAUUUAAUAUUAGCUUAUUACCUAUAAGACUUUUGUUUGCUCAAUUAUUACAUUCGUUACCAUAUAUUGACAGAAUAAUAUCUGUAUAUAAUGAUAAUGUUUAUUUUAUUAAGGCAACUUUUAUAGUUUUCAAGAAGUAUUCAUUGAAACUUUUCAGAUUGACUCCCUGUAUAAUUUCCAAUUAAUUACACAAUAACAACGAACAGAACUAUUCCCUACUUCUUUGAGAUACAUUCAUAUUAUGCUCAAUAUUGUGUCAUAUUUUUUUUUUAGUAUAAAAGCGUUAAAGUAAAUCCAUAUUUACCGGUAUGUAAUAGGGAUUACUCUACUUAUAAGGGAGGUGUUGGUAGUUUCUUCCAUUUUCUACUAAUUUUUAGUUUACUAACCUUAAACGCAUAUCAGUGAAAUGUGUUCAAGCAUUUUCUUUCUGAAUGAAAAGUAUUCCCUAGUACUUACCUUUUACAUUUUAAGUAAUAAAAUAUUGGCUUGUGAUUUUAUACGAGUCUCCAUUUUUAUAGGUACAUAUUUUUAUAGCAUUAUUUUAAUAAAUUUAGCUUGAUUAUUUUAUUGGAAACUUAUGGCUAUAAGCUAAAAAUCUAGCGUUUUAGAUUCCUUUGCUCUUUUAUUCUCAACUAAAACUAAAUAUAUUUAUUUAUUUUCAAAUAAAUCAUAUAUUACAUAAUUGCGUAAAGACUGGAAGUGCAAAAACUUCUUUUUUAAAUUAUAUUAUUUCAGUUUAAGUGCGAGUGUAGUGGAAAAAGGAAUCUAAAAUAAGUGCCCGAGGGUCAUUGAAACUCAAUUAGCACUUUAUUUUAUUAUAUUUAGUUAAUUCUUUUUUUUGUUAAUUUAGUUACAAAGCCUAUUUUUGUAUCUAUCUAUAUUAUAGUCAAUUAUAUAAUUUUAUAUUUAUCAAACCCAAAUUGUGUUUUUUUAAAUAAAGGGCUUUAUACAUACAUAUAA
Ceutorhynchus assimilis (cabbage seed weevil) is the source of this 3571-nucleotide messenger RNA. NCBI's taxonomy places the organism in Eukaryota, Metazoa, Arthropoda, Insecta, Coleoptera, Curculionidae. The record is from the annotation of a GenBank genome assembly.